Messenger RNA from Brassica oleracea var. oleracea, 782 nucleotides. RefSeq names its product protein NEN2-like. Bases 104 to 436 code for a protein of 110 amino acids. The record is from RefSeq and is a predicted model, not a curated record. The transcript is spliced from 2 exons. Lineage: Eukaryota; Viridiplantae; Streptophyta; Magnoliopsida; Brassicales; Brassicaceae. Gene Ontology annotation, molecular function: 3'-5' exonuclease activity.
UGUUUCUUUUGCUUUCUUCUCCAUACGGAGAAAUCAGAGUAGUCUCAGAUUCAAUCCGCUUAGCUUCCUCAAAUUCUCAGAUUUGAUCUCUAGCCACCGUCGAAUGAAGCCUCACCACCACACUCCUUUUGACACCUUCGCUCGUUACCACCACCACCAGCAGCUCAUCAGCACCAUCCGCCAUCUCUCUCUCUCUCUCUGUGCUGUGUUUAUUUCAGAGCUCCCUGCAGCACGCUGCAAUCUGGUUCAGUUAAAGUCUCUUUUCUUAGACAACAAUCAAGUGAAACAUGUAGAGCAAUUGAAACGUGGUUUUGCAGAUAUCGCUGACGACGUCUACGAGAUUCUCCAUGGAAGGGUAUGGGCAGGUCACAAUAUAUUGAGGUUUGAUAUACCAAGGAUAAGAGAAGCGUUUGCAGAUUGCAGAGAUUGGACGUGAUCCACCAGAGCUAAAAGGCACCAUUGACUCGUUGGUGUUGCUUACUCAAAAGUUUGGGAGGAGAGCUGGUGAUAUGAACUUGGUUUUAUUCUGCAACCUCAAAGAACAAGCUUGUGAUUGUGAUGUUGUGUGUAACAUAACAAUGGUGUAAAUGUAUGUAGAUGGUAUUGCUGCACAUUGAAGACUGUCCUGAUAAAGAGCCUCUUGGCCAUGGGUUCUAUGCAGGCUCCACUAUGGCCAGAUUUCAAUCACCAAGUUUAUCUGUUGUAUUUUGCAAUGAGUUCAUGUAUUGAUUUUGUGUGUUUUGAAUCUUUAAUGGAAAAGCAUAUGAUAUUCUUAUGACUUA